Meloidogyne enterolobii is the source of this 1275-nucleotide messenger RNA. The record is from the annotation of a GenBank genome assembly. Lineage: Eukaryota; Metazoa; Nematoda; Chromadorea; Rhabditida; Meloidogynidae.
AUGCUCAAAUUUUCAACACAAACAAAACAAAAAUCAUUUUCUUCUUUAUUUAAAAAUAAACAACAAUUAAAUUGUUCGAAUAUUGCCGGGCCAAGUAAUGGAAAUAAUAAUACUCAAGGAGGAGAAAAUUAUGUGCCAGCACCAACUGUAGCAGUACUCUCAACUGUUAAUACUCAACCUUUAACUAUAAUUCCAAUUUAUGGAAGUCCAACACCUCCAAUUCCACGGAGAUUAACUCUCUCAAAUCAAACAGCAAAACAACAAAGAUUUUCCAAUUCCUCCUCUCAGUCAACUUCAACAACAACAAUUUCCCAAUCAGUUCCCUCAUCCUCAACAACAACAACCUCUUCAUCUUCAUCGAUAUCUCCAUCUUCCAAAACAUCAUCCUCAUCAUCCCCACCAUCCUGCCCUCCACCAUCAUCGUCUUCUGGUUCAUUAGGAUCUAUAUUAACAAAUAGCAACACAAGUAGUAAAUCUUCUCGAAUUUUUCCCUCAACCCGGUUCUUCAUUGCUCUACUGCUUUGUCUUUGUUAUAUUUCUUUAAGUAUCUCGACUUCAAAUAUUUCUGUUUCCAUGGUUUGUAUGAUAAAAAGAACAUCAGCGCAAUUCCAACAAGUGCAACAACAACAACAAAUGCAAUCAUUACAACCUAACAACAAUAAUAAUCAAAAUAAUAUGCAAUAUGGAAUUAAUCAAAUAAAUGAACAAGAAAAAGAAAAAUCUGAUGUUUUUAUUUUAUUAAGGAGGAGAAAAAGGGAAAAAGAUAAUAUUCAACAACAACAACAACAAAUAAAUUCAACAUCAACUUCAAAACAAUUAUUAACAGAAAAACAAAGUGAAUGUGCCAAUAGUCGUAGAAGAAGAAAACAUUUAAAUAAUAAUAAUAGAGAAAUACGUUCAACUGUUUAUUUUGAAAGUUGCCAUGAAGCAGAAAAACUUUCUUGGAGUUCUACUGAUCAAGGCAUUGUUUUUGCAGCACAAAAUGCUGGUUCUCUUUUCAUGUUAUUUACAGGAGCUCAUGCUGAUCGACUUAACAGUAAAUGGACAAUUAGUGGUGCACUAAUACUUCUCGUUCUCAGCAAUGCAUUACUCCCACUAGUUGCAUCCAUUUCCGUUUGGUUAGUAGUUGUUGCACGUUUACUCACUGGCCUUUCAGACGCUCUUUUGCAACCAUCAACAUCAAGUCUAAUUACUCGUUGGUUUCCUCCAAAAGAACGUCCAUUCGCUAUUGGGCUUAUAACUGGUGGACGUCAAAUUGGUUGGUUGGUAAAUUAA